Messenger RNA from Filobasidium floriforme, 1997 nucleotides. RefSeq lists its product as uncharacterized. The record is from RefSeq and is a predicted model, not a curated record. Gene Ontology annotation, cellular component: membrane; cytosol; intracellular membrane-bounded organelle. Gene Ontology annotation, molecular function: sterol binding. NCBI's taxonomy places the organism in Eukaryota, Fungi, Basidiomycota, Tremellomycetes, Filobasidiales, Filobasidiaceae. The transcript has 11 exons. The coding region runs from base 108 to 1577 and encodes 489 amino acids.
CUUGGUAUAACUCUGAUCUUCUCAUCUCUCACUAUCACUACUUGUUCAUUGGCGGCCUAGCUACCACCAAAUCUAUUCCUUAGCAAUCCCCAUUCGAAUCGAUCGCCAUGGGUCUUCUUUCGGGGGCGACCGACGCUAUCCGUCGACGAGGAUCCGAUGCCAGUCAUACCAGCGGUCCACCUGGUAGUCCCGACCGAGGACAAGCUCCGGAUGGUAAACCAGACGAUGUCGAGAUCUUGGACAAGGAAGAAGGGAGCGUCUUGUCGGCCAUGAUCAGUCAACUGAGGAUCGGGAUGGACCUCUCAAAGAUCACCUUUCCGACUUUCGUUCUCGAGCCUCGAUCCAUGCUGGAACGUAUCACCGACUUUAUGGCUCACCCAGAACUCAUGUUCAAAGCUGGACAAAUUCAGGAUCCUAAACAGAGGCUGCUUCAAGUGACAGCAUUGAUCUUGGCCGGAUGGCAUAUCAAGCCGAAAGGUGUCAAGAAACCGUACAACCCCGUCCUCGGCGAAUUCUUCCGAUGUACCUACACCUACGAAGACGGCUCGGAAGGGUUCUUUAUCGCUGAACAGGUCUCUCAUCAUCCCCCUAUUUCGGCGUUCUUCUAUACUUCGCCGCAGAAUGGGGUUGUUGUUACUGGAGAACUGAAACCCAAGUCUAAAUUCUUGGGCAAUUCAGUGGCGACGAUCAUGGAGGGUGAGAACCGGGUGAGGCUGUUGGACAGGCCAGAGGAUGGCGAGUACACCUUGACGAUGCCCAACAUGUUCGCCCGAGGAAUCCUGUUCGGCAAGAUGAUGCUCGAACUUGGAGACAGCACCGCUGUCACCUGUCCCGCCACCCAUUACUCGUGUGAUAUCGAAUGGAAGACCAAGGGCUGGAUCUCUGGAGGAUACAACGCUAUCGCCGGGCACGUUCGAGGGCCGGAAGGUUCGGCUGGGGAAAUUACGGGUCAUUGGGAUGGAUUGAUGGAGUUCAAGGAUAAGGGUGGGAAGAAGCAGACGUUGUUCGACGCGACGAGGGCGCAGGUCCGGCCGAAGACCGUCUUGCCGGAGGAUCAACAGGAGGCGAACGAGAGUCGACGACAAUGGGCAGACUUGACAGCUGCUAUCAAGGCAUCUGACAUGGACGCUGCGACCGAGGCCAAGGCCAAAGUGGAAGACGGACAGCGAGAGAUGGCUCGACGACGAGAAUCCAGCGGACAAACGCACCAACAGCGAUUCUUCCAGCCCGUCGGUGACAAGUGGAUGCCCAAGCUGAACCUGGACCAAUUGUCGAAAGACCCAGCAGAGUUGCUGCGAGCCGUCAAAGAGUUCAUCUUUGCCGACAGCUCGACGGCGCAACAGCCUCCUUCUGCUACCAGCCGUCCAGCGCGAUCCAACACUGGUGCUUCACAAGCAUCAGGUCUGUCCGCCCAGAACCAACCGAUCUCCCCCGUUGAUAGCUCCAGGCAUGCGACGACCGCUUCUAUCGCAAGCCAAGAUUCGUUUGCGUCCGCAACCUCUGACCUACCUAUCCGAGAGACCGCUCCUGGACCACCCGCCGGCCCGCUCAUGACACAUCCUCCGACCCAGUACUGAUUGACACGAACCACAACAAUGCUAGUGCCCUGGAUCCGUGUAAUUAAUGUUAUGUAUCGCCGAUGCUGAGAUUUUUACAGCUAGACAUCGACUUGUGAAUGUAGUGCGCACGAAGCCGCUUGAUUAAUGUUCGACGAUAUGCUCUCUGGUACAAAACCGAGUCAAACGAGUGUAUGGCUGAAGAGGAAUAGCCGCGUUAUACAUGUUCCGAUUCUCAACGUCUCUUCUCUCUUGUCGUUCUGUUUCAUCGCAGCUCUCGUAGAUCGAGGGUAGAUUUGGGUGGCGUGUUGGGCAUUCCAAAACGAGACGGUCCGAUCAAGCGAUCGAGCGAAGACGCGGCAAAGUCAGAGUUGUAAGUCGUCUCAAUGAAUCCUGGACGAUCAGGAUCGAUGUCGAAGACGGUCCGAGGCUUGGAAUUGC